AUGAAUGAACUGGACCCACGACUUUAUACUAUCGCCUGGAUAGCACCACUCGAAAUCGAGGCCCAAGCGGCUAUAUGCAUGUUGGACAGAAGACACGAAGGACGGUUUCCUCUCCAGCGUGGAGACGACUAUGUAUUUCAAGCCGGCGAUAUCUGCGGACACAACAUUAUCAUUGCCACGCUGCCAGCGGGUCAAGAAUACGGAACAGGAUCCGCCGCAGCAUUGGCCAGCCAAGUUAGGAAGUUUUUCCCCAAUCUCUGGUUCGGCUUGCUCGUGGGUGUAGCCGCCGGGUUGCCUAGAUUAACGGGUCCCUCGCCUCGCGACAUCCGACUAGGAGAUGUCUUGGUGGCGUUGCCCGAGGGGGAGAGUGCUGGCUUAAUUGCCUAUGACUUGGGCAAAGAUACUGCAGAAGAUGGCUUCCAGCUUCUUCGAGGCGGUCAUGUCUUAGCGAUGACUGAGACCGUCAUAAGGUCGGCGAUCGGCAAUAUCAGGCUUCACGCACCCGAUGAUGUGAAAUUGUUUUCCCAUUUUUACGAGACAAUAAAAGACAAGCGACAUGCUAGUGGUACAUUCGCCGAUCCGGGGCAAGAUGCAGAUCGACUCUAUGAAACCGACGAUUCAGGAACAACAAAACCCCAAAGCAGAGAGCGCAGGCCCGAUGAUAUACGCACACGCGUUUGGUACGGCCUGAUCGGCUCAGGAGACAAGCUCAUGAAGAAUGCAGCCAAGCGAGACGCGUUGAGAGACAAGUACGAUGUUAUCGGCAUCGAGAUGGAGGCAGCUGGGACGAUGAACCGCAUCCCUGUCGGUGUUAUCCGCGGAGUAUGUGACUACGGCGAUGAGCACAAGAAUAAAGCCUGGCAGCCAUACGCCGCGGCCAUGGCGGCUUCUUAUGCCAAGGCAGUGUUGCAGCAAAUAGGGCCUCGCAAGGGAUACGAUGACGAAGCGCAGCGUCCCACCCGACGAGACAAAACAAAAACUUCACAGGGCGAGAACCUCAAAUUGAGGAGCUUUGGCCAAUACUCCAUAUUCUGGAUGCCUGCGCAAAGCAUGCCGGCUUUUGAAAAGACCGCAACGGAACUCGUCCAAAAACUUGGUAUCCACUGUGGUGACGGCGACGACCCCAAAGAGGCUCUCCGUACAUAUCUAUCUUCAGAGGCUGCUGAAAACUGGCUGCUUAUUCUUGACAACGCAGAUGACAUGGAAAUGAUCCUUGGUUCGCCAGGCAAGUCGACUGGCCUCUUUGAUGUUCUUCCACGAAGUCCAACUGGACGGACCCUCAUAACCACGCGGUCUUCACAGAUCGCUGUUUACGCCGGAGGCGUGGAACUACUAGAGCUCACGGGAAUGACUUCGAAAGAGGCCACUCUGUUCCUGGGAAAAUCUCUAGUGGAUAAGACUCAGAUCAGGCAGGUUGGCGAUAUUGCGGAGCUUCUGGAGAAGCUCGCAUAUAUGCCUCUGACGAUGGCACAAGCGGCAGCCUAUAUGAACAUGAACAAGAUGCCUAUCAUUGCGUAUUUGCGACUCUGCAACCACACAGAUCACGAUAUGAUCAACCUUCUCAGUGCACAGUUGCGCGAUGAGACACAUUACAGCAACACACAGGGCGCGGUGGCGACGACAUGGAUAGUAUCUUUCAAUACUAUCUGCCAGACUGAUCCAACCUCCGCCCGUCUUCUUUCGUUCAUUAGGUGGAUAGAAUCAAAGGCAAUUCCACGGACCAUCUUUCCUGAGGCUGAAUCUGAUUGGGACCUGACGCAGGCGAUAGGGUUGCUUUGCGGAUAUGGUUUUCUCAGCUGGCGAGAGGAUGGCCAAACCCUGGAUAUGCACAGCUUGGUUCAUCUGGCACUAAGGUUCUGGCCUAGUCAACAUGAUGAAGGUUUCAUGACAGAGAUGAAUGCUAUUGAGCAUCUUACUCGGAUAUUUCCGUGGGCCGAAUGGGAGAACAGGUUACUGUGGCGACAAUAUUUCCCACAUGUUCUUCCUCUAGUGCAAAGUGUCAAAAUGAAGCAAAACACAGGAAGAGAUGUUCUAGGAGAUAAAAUUGGGAAAUGCCUGCUACAAGAUGGUCGUAUAAAGGAAGGAGUCGAAGUACUACAAUCAGUGGCGGCAAUCCGGGAGAAGAUAUUAGUAGAGGAUCACCCUGAUCGGCUCGCCUCACAGCAUGCGCUAGCGAGUGCAUAUGAAGUCAACGGCCAGGUCAAGGAGGCGGUCGCUCUCCUUAAGCAUGUGGUGGCUAUCCGGGAGAAGAUAUUAGCAGAGGAUCACCCUGAUCGGCUCGCCUCACAGCAUGCGCUAGCGAGUGCAUAUGAAGUCAACGGCCAGGUCAAGGAGGCGGUCGCUCUCCUUAAGCACGUGGUGGCUAUCCAGGAGAAGAUAUUAGUAGAGGAUCACCCUGAUCGGCUCGCCUCACAGCAUGCGCUAGCGAUUGCAUAUAUAUCCAACGGCCAGGCCAAGGAGGCGAUCGCUCUCCUUAAGCACGUGGUGGCUAUCCGAGAGAAGAUAUUAGCAGAGGAUCACCCUGAUCGGCUCGCCUCACAGCAUGCGCUAGCGAGAGCAUAUAAAUCCAACGGCCAGGUUAAGGAUGCGAUCGCUCUCCUGAAGCACGUGGUAGCUAUCCAGGAGAAGAUAUUAGCAGAGGAUCACCCUGGUCGGCUCGCCUCACAGCAUGAGCUAGCGAGUGCAUAUAAAUCCAACGGCCAGGUUAAGGAUGCGAUCGCUCUCCUUGAGCACGUGGUGGCUAUCGAGAAGACAUUAGCAGAGAAUCACCCUGAUCGGCUCGCCUCACAGCAUGCGCUAGCGAGAGCAUAUAAAUCCAACGGCCAGGUUAAGGAUGCGAUCGCUCUCCUGAAGCACGUGGUGGCUAUUGAGGAGAAGAUAUUAGCAGAGGAUCACCCUAGUCGGCUCGCCUCACAGCGUUCACUAGCGAGAGCAUACGAGGCCAACGAUCAGUUCGAGCGGAAGUCUAUACACCGUUUCAGAUGGCGGGAAAAUAUUCGCCAAACUUAA
This is a messenger RNA of Penicillium odoratum, 3009 nucleotides long. RefSeq lists its product as uncharacterized. The coding region runs from base 1 to 3009 and encodes 1002 amino acids. The record is from RefSeq and is a predicted model, not a curated record. Gene Ontology annotation, biological process: nucleoside metabolic process. Lineage: Eukaryota; Fungi; Ascomycota; Eurotiomycetes; Eurotiales; Aspergillaceae. The transcript is spliced from 3 exons. Gene Ontology annotation, molecular function: catalytic activity; protein binding.